Molecule: messenger RNA, 1285 nt
Organism: Centropristis striata (black sea bass)
Lineage: Eukaryota; Metazoa; Chordata; Actinopteri; Perciformes; Serranidae
Gene: sbds
Product: SBDS ribosome maturation factor
Exons: 5
Coding region: 99-848 (249 amino acids)
Biological process (GO): ribosome biogenesis; cytosolic ribosome assembly
Source: RefSeq, a predicted model, not a curated record
GCCUCUUUUAAAACGCACUCGAAGCACAUCGACAACGCAGUUAUUUGACAGCUGCAUUUCUUAUCAGCAGCAGAUUUGAGACAGAGCUAAACAUAAAUAUGUCGAUAUUUACGCCGACAAAUCAAAUCCGGCUCACUAAUGUGGCGGUGGUGCGGAUGAAGAAAGGAGGGAAACGGUUUGAAAUCGCCUGUUACAAGAAUAAAGUAGUGAGCUGGAGAACAGGAGCAGAGAAAGACCUGGAUGAGGUUCUGCAGACAAGCUCAGUCUUCGUCAAUGUGUCCAAAGGUCAGGUAGCUAAGAAGGACGAUUUGACCAAAGCUUUUGGGACAGAUGAUCUGACAGAAAUCUGUAAACAGAUCCUGACCAAAGGAGAGCUCCAAGUGUCAGACAAGGAGAGGCAGUCUCAGCUGGAGACGAUGUUCAGGGACAUUGCGACUAUCGUGGCAGAGAAGUGUGUGAAUCCUGAGACCAAGAGGCCGUAUACGGUCAACCUGAUUGAGCGGGCGAUGAAGGACAUCCACUACUCUGUGAAGGCCAACAAGAGCACCAAGCAGCAGGCUCUGGAAGUGAUCCGGCAGCUGAAGGAGUCGAUGGAGAUCCAGAGAGCUCACAUGAGGCUGAGACUGGUGCUGCCGGCCAAGGAGGCCAAGAGGCUGAAGGAGAAGCUGAAGCCGCUCCUGCAGGUUGUGGAGAGUGAAGACUUUGACGAGGAGCUGGAAAUGGUGUGUCUGGUGGAUCCCGGCUGCUUCAGGGAGAUCGAUGAGCUGAUCCGCUGUGAGACGAAAGGCCGCGGCUCUCUGGAGGUUCUCAAUCUGAAGGACGUGGAGGAGGGAGAGGAGAAGUUCUAGUAACCCGACCAAUCAGGACUCUGCACCUUAUCCACACUAACACCGCGGCACGCAAACUCAUUUAAGAGACUAUAUUUUUUAUGAGAUUCAUGCUAAUUCCUGCUUACGAGUCUCUCAGUGUUUUAAAGGAUUUGUUUAACUGAAAGAAAAGCUUUCACAGAUUUGCAUGAUGGGGCGAAUGUAUUUUCGAAAAUCCGAGCAUUUAUCUCUAUGAACAGGUCAGUUUAUAGUUCUGGCCUGUGUUCAUCUAUUUAUUCAGGUUGUUUUCUAUUUCAGUUCAAUGAACAGAACUUUCUGCCUUUUCAUCAGACUCUGUGUGCCAUUAAGUAAUGCUCAAUAUCCCAGUUUUAUGCAUAAUUACUUUAACCAAUAACUUUUAUUUUGUCAUAAUGAAUGAGCUUUCUCUGUAGCAAAUAAAUAUCUAACGAAAUAUUUUA